Aricia agestis (brown argus) is the source of this 880-nucleotide messenger RNA. Its product is annotated as protein FAM177A1-like. Lineage: Eukaryota; Metazoa; Arthropoda; Insecta; Lepidoptera; Lycaenidae. The record is from RefSeq and is a predicted model, not a curated record. The transcript is spliced from 3 exons. The coding region runs from base 1 to 477 and encodes 158 amino acids.
AUGUAUCCAUUUAAAAUUUAUCCCAGUGACCUUUUGAGUUUACCGUGGAACUUUACUAAAAAAAUGGAAGAGAGCAAUGAAGUUCAAGUAACUAUUAACCGACCUACAAAAAUAAUUCAUUUUAGCGACGGAGUGGACGAAGAAAUUGAGCAAGAAAAGGCUACCGAAGUAAACUGUACUGUUUCUAACAAUGUAGAUGACGUAAAUCCACAAUCAGGCUGGAUGCCAUGGCUUUCACAUUAUGCUUGGAAAUCAAGCUCAAAAAUGCUAAACGCUGUUGACUAUGCGGGUGAAGGGCUGGCAAACUUUUUCGGUAUCACGACACCAAAGUAUCAAAUUGAGAUUGAUGAGUAUGAAAGAGUUCAAGAAGAAAAGAAGCAGCUUGAAGAAGAAUCUGCUGGUUGGGUGCCGAAAAAUGCUGGGAAUGAUAUACCUCUAGUUUUGACGGAACCAACAAAUAAUCCCUCAAAAGUCUAGUUUCUGCUAUUACUUAUAAUAGAUUUACUUAACAAACUUAUUCAAUAGGAUUAUGCAGGUUUUUUGAGAUGUGAACAAUAUUUUAUUAUUUAUUUAUAAUUAUUAAACACAUUAUAAUUUAUGCAUGCACAAUGAACUAAUAUCAACCAAAGUAUUAUGAUGAAACUGUAUGAUGAGGAUGGUGGCAAUGUUUGGUCUGUGGUUGAAAUGGUGUCUUAUUUAAUAUACUUAAUUAUUGUUGAGAAUGUUUGAUAAAUUGAUUGAAAUUAUAGUAGGAUAUAGGAUAGAUAGAAUGUUUGAUAAAUUGAUCGAAAUUAUAGUAGGAUAUAGGAUAGAUAGGCUGUUAAGCAUUUGUGUCCUAAUCCACAAUUUUUUUUUGUUCAAUUCUGAAUGCAGUCUUGUU